Lingula anatina is the source of this 1301-nucleotide messenger RNA. RefSeq lists its product as uncharacterized. The record is from RefSeq and is a predicted model, not a curated record. NCBI's taxonomy places the organism in Eukaryota, Metazoa, Brachiopoda, Lingulata, Lingulida, Lingulidae.
UGUCUGACGGAUAUGUAACAGUCUUUGAGACAAGCUGCUCUUCAGACAUUACGCUAGGGCUGUCUUGUCGUAUGGGCCGCAUGGAUCACGGUGCACUCUCCCUUACACGAUACUAGUAACAAGAAACAGGAAGAUGUCUAGUUUAGGGGAGUCAUAUGAUUCUUGGGAUGAAUAUGUCGAAGACAGUGAACUGCUUAGAGCUGCAGAAGAAUGGGAGUCAUCUCCAGACAGUUUGGAAUUGAGUCCAAGUGUAUUCACUCAACAGGAAACAUCAACCGCACCAGCUUCGUAUACCAACCAUUCUGGUGGGGCCAACGGAAGUGACAUCUAUUGGCAGAAAAUGAGUGACAGGUAUAAUGUCAAGACAGUUGUGUACUCAUUCCCAGGUCAUGCUACAAACAAUCCUUACAGGAAAGUUCUGAAUAAAAAAGAACUAAAAGAUUCUAACAUGCAUUUGUCAAAGGCCAACAAAGUACUGCACAGAAAGUUCCCCACAGGCAAGAAUUUUGUUGACAGUUUACUUCAACGAAACUGGUAUCAGGUGAAAAAUUCAGAUGCUGUUUUUGCUGUGGGAAAAAUCAUACGGAACAAGAUGGUGGAUGGGGGAACAGGAUGGGCAGUGCAAAUGGCAGUGGACAAUAAUAAAUCUGUCUAUGUGUUUGACUGUUUUAAAAAUGAGAGAACUGGGAUGGAAGAAGGGUCAUGUCAAUGGUUUAAGUAUGAUUUUGUUAGAAGAAUGUUUAAAUUUUAUCCAGGUGUGCCAGAACUUACACAUGAUUUUGCAGGAAUUGGUACUCGUGCUUUGACAGAUAAAGGGAAAUUUGCCAUAGAGGAAGUAUUUGAAAGAACCUUUAAUUGUAAAUAAAGAUUUUUUUUUUGUAAACUUGUCUUGUGAAUAUGUAUAAAAUAGGGCGCAUUUUCAUCAGUCAUUUUUCAUUAUCACUGUAUUGAUUAUAGUUAGGCAUUUGUAUUGUGAACAAAAGUGGUUCACAUUCCUUUUUAACUUGACAAUGUACAUUUUUCUGUAUGUAAAUGAGUAUGUAAAAAUCUCUACUUAUACAUUUUAUUUCUUGUACAAAGUUGAUUCAGGAAUUUCUAUCAAGACUAUGUUAAGGUAGACAAAUUGAAUGCAGAAACUUUGUUGCAAAUUGAUUACAUUCAGAUGUGUGAUGUUUACCCUUAGGCAUCAGUUGCCCAUUUGGCGUUUCUAUUGCAUUCAGAACAUUGGUUAUCAGAAUGCUUGAGUGAAGUUAUUUUUAAACUUAUUAUUAAGAGCAUGAAUAAAUUCCUAAACAAAUUUA